Camellia sinensis is the source of this 2478-nucleotide messenger RNA. RefSeq names its product asparagine--tRNA ligase, cytoplasmic 2. Gene Ontology annotation, molecular function: asparagine-tRNA ligase activity; ATP binding. Gene Ontology annotation, cellular component: mitochondrion. Lineage: Eukaryota; Viridiplantae; Streptophyta; Magnoliopsida; Ericales; Theaceae. Gene Ontology annotation, biological process: asparaginyl-tRNA aminoacylation. The record is from RefSeq and is a predicted model, not a curated record.
UAAAACCGUUGGCAGUGCGAAAUGGCCGCGAAUGCCCAUUCUUGAAGAAUACCAAACCUCAGCCUACAUUUCUCUCUCUAUCUCUCUCAGAUUGGAAGGGUGAGAAACAAUCCCUUUCCUUCAUCCCAAAAAACUUCCCGACACUCCCUUCUCUCAUCUUCCUCCUCUCUCUCUCUCAAUAUAGUCAAUCCUCCAUUUUUGCUUCCCAAGCAAAGCAUCCUUAAUUCCUCUACUCUUUCUCACCAUGUCUCACCCAAUAAAACCCCACCACCCACAUACCCUCACAUCACACUACAUACCCACCAAAGCUCUUGUCUUCAAAUUCAUCUCUCUCCUUUUUUUUUUCGCAUCUUUCUACCUUUGUGUCUCUAUGGCCUCUGAACAACAAGUUAUAGUGAAAAGCCCGGUGACCCUUUGCAAGUACUCGAAGAGGGUGAGUUUGAAAACCAUAGUGGGAAGCAGCGAUGGCGGGUUGGAAUUGGCAGGUAAGAGAGUGGUGAUUGGUGGGUGGGUUAAGUCCUCGAACGAGGCGGCGCUGCCAGCGCAGGAGGUGGGCGGUGGUGGUGCGGCGGCGGUGGUGACGGUGGGGAGUAAAGAUGUGGGGUGUGUGGAAAUCCUUCCCUUUUUUCGAUCAUUGAUGAAGGUGUUGGGGGGAAGCCAGCAGCAGCAGCACCCAAGUCGCGGAAAGUUGGAUUCAGGGGUUCCAAAGAUGCCACCAACAGCUGUCUUGCAAGUUAGUGAUGGUUCUUGUGUUGCAACUCUUCAGGUUCGGGUGGACUCGUCUAUUCGGCGACCAAGCGAAAUCAAGCCUACUGGAACUUGUAUAGUAGUAAAAGGAACAUUGCAGCAGCCUGCAGUAAAGGAAAAUAAACAUGCCAUUGAGCUCAAAGUAGAGAAAGUCAUUCAUGUUGGGCCAGUAGAUCAAGACAAGUACCCUUUAUCAAAGAAGCGAUUACCACUCGAAUUUUUAAGAGAUUUUCCGCACUUCAGACCUCGGACUACUACGGUGGCCUGUGUUACACGAAUUCGCAAUGCCUUCACGCAAGCAGCUCACACCUUCUUCAUGAACAACGGGUUCCUUUAUGUGCAAUUGCCCAUUAUAACAACCACAGAUUGUGACGGGCUUAGUGAGAAGUUCCAAGUUACAACUCUCCUUCGCAAAGAACUUAAAAAGGAGGUAAUUAGCACAGGCGAUUCUGCACGUGUCAGUCUUGAAACAGUCAAGGCUUCGAUUGAGGACAAAAAAAAACUAGUUGAAGAACUGAAGAUCAAAAGCGAAAGCAACAAGGAAAAACUAAUUUCUGCACUUCAGGACCUGUGCAAGGCAUAUGAGCUAGCAGCUCAAUUGGAGGCAAGAGAAGAGGCUAAUAAGUCUGGAACUCUACUUAUAACUGAAAGGGUGGACUUCUCUGACGAUUUCUUUUCGCACCAGACUUAUCUAACUGUUUCUGGUCGCCUUCAUCUCGAGAGCUAUGCAUGUGCCCUAGGAAAUGUGUACUCAUUUGGGCCAAGAUUUCGAGCAGAAAAACCAGACUCCAAAAAACAAGUGGCGGAGAUGUGGAUGAUUGAACUUGAAAUGGCUUUCUCGCAAUUAGAGGAUGCUAUGAAAUGUGCAGAAGACUUUCUAAAGUUUGUCUGUGAAUGGGCAAUCGAAAAGUGUUCCGAAGAUCUGAAAUUUCUGUCAAAACGAGCUGACCAAACCAUUAUUGAUCGUCUUCAAUCAAUGGUAUCAAGUUCAUUCGAAAGUGUCACCUAUGCAGAAGCAGUAGAUGUUUUAAAACAAGUCAAAGAUAAGAAAUUCGAAAAACAAAUUGAGUGGGGUGCGCCUUUAAGUGAAGAACAUGAAAGUUAUCUGGCAGACGAAAUCUAUAAAAGUCCGGUUAUUAUACACAACUAUCUUAAAGAACUUAAGCCAUUCCAUGUACGCCUCAACGAUGAUGGAAGAACCGUUGCUGCAUUUGAUGUAGUUGUACCAAAGGCCGGAACAUUGAUCAGUGGCAGCCAAAAUGAGGAACGCUUCAGUGUACUAAAUACAAGGAUUAAGGAACAAAGCCUACCAAAGGAGCAGUAUGAAUGGUAUUUAGAUCUUCAUAGGCACGGGACCAUCACACACUCUGGCUUCAGUCUCAUGUUCGACCUCUUGGUUCUCUAUGCUACUGACCUUAUCGAUGUCAGAGACGUUAUCCCUUUCCCCAGAAGUCAUGGCAAAACCAACAACUAAAUAUAUGUUUGCUGCAAAUAAGUAUGUUAUGACUUGGAGAGAGGUUGGAGAUAUAUACAUACUAGUAAUAUAAAUUGCAGAAUCGGAGAUAGUAUUUGUGGCUCUGAAAUGUAAAUUUGAUUCAAGUGUAUACAUAAUAAAAUGCUCAAAAGAAGAAAAGUUCAAAUUGAAAUGAAAUUAUUUCAGAAGUUGUACAUACUUUAGACAUGUAAAACUCAUCUGGUAGUUAAUUGGUAAAUUAUUUCAAAUUGAUAUAA